Messenger RNA from Fusarium musae, 831 nucleotides. RefSeq lists its product as uncharacterized. NCBI's taxonomy places the organism in Eukaryota, Fungi, Ascomycota, Sordariomycetes, Hypocreales, Nectriaceae. The record is from RefSeq and is a predicted model, not a curated record. The coding region runs from base 1 to 831 and encodes 276 amino acids. The transcript has 3 exons.
AUGUCAGACUCUUCGAAGUCACUUCAUCAAUUGACUGUAGAGAACCGGGGAUUCCAAGCUUCGCCUCUACACUGGACCUUCCAUCAUCUCGAGUUGGUGGGUUGCGAAUUUAUCGAGGUCGAAGAAGCCAGCGGCACCCAAGGCCAUCACGCCCAACAAGAUGGGAGGCUUACAUAUUACGCUACCCGGUUAGCGACAACACCCGUCGAAAACAUGAAAUCGCACUACGUCCGAUCACUGUUUAGAGGAACAGGUGUUUUAGAGUUUGUCCUCGUGGCCGCCGCCUUUCACUACUGUGAUCGACUCGUGCAUGUACCUCACUGCAGUGCUUUUCGGAUCUCUGGGCACAUUGACGUACCAUAUCCCGAGCCAAUUGUCGGAUAUUAUUCCUACAAUGUUGACGAGGACCGUAAGGCGCGGUUCACUGCCCGGGCUGGCCCCCCGGGUACGAUGAACCUGCCUAUGGAGCAGAUCUACGAACGAAGACUUGCCAAAGUCACCCCUCAGGACUGGACCCGAGAUCCGUAUCUGGUCUGUGUGAUGUUGAGCCUGGCACAAGCCCAGGAGAGAUCCGAUACAACAGGUCAGGCACGGCUUUACCUCGUCCGUCUUCUCGUUACUCACAAGGACGAACAAGAGAAUGCCUAUGUCUACAAGGCAGAUUUCCCUUCCCAAUUCUUGGAGUGUCUCAAGAUUCCUUCCCGUCCUAUGGAUGAUUUCGAGUUCCCCGCCAUCACGGUGGCCAAGGUGGCCUUUGAGCCAUAUGAAACCUUCGGUGGUCGAGCUGCCGAGGCCCUGGUCGGCGCGCAGUACUUUUCCUCCGCAGCCUAA